AGAUGUAAACCUGACAUUUGAGCAGUCGGUGAGCAGCGAGACCCGCUCUGAAACAUGCAGUACCACAACGCCCCAUCAGGAUGGACGUUUCUUCCUUUUUCACCCAGCCUGCCAGCCUCCGGAGCGCAGCGGUGCAGCAGGGGUCCAGGCUGUCCGCCGGAGCCGCUCUCAGCUCCGCCCGCUUCCUGUCUCCGUCUGCAGACGCGUUUUAGCGCAUUAAACCCGGCGGCACAAACAGGAGGAGUGGAAGCAGUGGGAGGGCUCUCUGCUGUGUUGUUGUGAUUUUUUUCUCCGAUAUCCUCUCCUUGUGGGUGGAAAACACUGGUGAGGAGCCACGCCACCCACUAAACAAGCCCAGACGCGCACCAACUGCUUCCCAACCCGGAGCGGAGCCCCGACACACGGCCGGCUGGGCGGACCAGAGGACGAUGGAACAUUUCGCCAACUGAAGGGUUUGACGACAGUGAAGUUGAGGACGGUGUUGGAUUGCAAAACAUCACAAUCUGCUCUGCAUUGAAACUACUACUGAAGCUACUGGCUGCUGGAUGCACUUUUCCAACAUGGAGACUCUUUCCCAGGACUCCAUUCUGGAAUGCCAGAUCUGCUUUAACUACUACAGCCCCCGGCGGCGACCCAAACUCCUGGACUGCAGGCACACCUGCUGCUCCGUGUGCCUGACCCAGAUGCGCAGCACCCAGAAGGAGAUCCGCUGCCCUUGGUGCCGCAGCGUCACCAAGCUUCCCCCCGGCCUGUCCGUCUCCCAGCUGCCAGAUGACCCGGACAUCAUCACUGUCAUCGCUAUACCUCACGCCUCGGAGCAUACGCCUGUCUUCAUCCGCCUCCCUAGCAAUGGUUGCUACAUGUUGCCGUUGCCGGUCAGCAAGGAGCGGGCGCUCGGCCUGCCGGGAGACCUGGGUUGCCGCUUUCUUCCUGGCAGCCAGCAGAAGGGCAUGACGGUGGUGACCGUGGCUGAACAGCAGCCUCUGGGCCUGGCGAUGGGCCUGGAGAGCGUCGGGCUGGACGGCAGCGAAGGCGAGAGGAGAGUUCCCGGCCCUGUUGGAGGAGGAAAGGGUUCCACAUGGUCCGGCGUUUGCACGGUUAUUUUGGUGGCGUGUGUGUUGCUGUUCCUGUUGGGAAUCGUGCUGCACAACAUGUCCUGCAUCUCCAAACGCUUCACUGUUAUCUCCUGCGGCUGAGGAGGUCGAUUUGACCUCCUGUGGACCUCAGUUGCCCAAACUCUUCUGAGGAGUGGAGACAUAGCUUAACAACACAGGAAAACCAGGCAACGAUGGAGUACUGAUGAGGGAACAACGAGGGCGAGAAGGAGAUUUACAAACUGUCUGUCAGCAUUGUUUGUUUUCAAUUAUGAAAACUGAAAAUGGAUAUUUUACACCAGCUAUGUGUUGGUUCAAAAAACUGCCACAUCUUUGUGUUUUCUUCAAGAACUUUCUGAAAGUCAGUGUGGAUCUGUUUUUAGACAGCUGAUUGUGUUUUCCUAGAGUGACGUAGACACCCAUUACACUCGAAGUGACUGGAACGCCUGUUUGCUCUGUGGUUUGUAAAAGUUCAUCAGUUAUCUGUGUUUUUAUUGGCCAUAUUGAGGCUUUGAGCGCUGUGUCUUGAAGGUGACCUAUUAUGCUUCCUUGAACAGGUUAGGAUAGGUCUAUGGUCUGUAUAAAAUAUGUUUGUUACUUUUGUUUGCACAAAGUCCUUCUUAUAUGAUGGGAUUUUAGUCUAUUUUGAGCUCCUUUCAUAAUGAGCUGUUUUAGGACGCCUUGUGACUUUAAAUCCAAAUAAGCUCGUGCUGGCUAUGCCCCCCAACUCAACAUUUAUACUCGCACAAUAAAAUGGCUGCAAACAGAUGCGUAAUUAUACAACCGUACAUAUUUGAAAAGCAGAAGUGGAGUCUCCUGUACAACCAAUAAUAAUGCAGCAAGUGGUUUCUGAAUGGUAAGUCAACAACUAAACAUUUUGUCUUUUUCAGCAGCCAUUGUACUGAUACAGUGAUGCAACCAGCUGAUCAAACAUCGUGGAGCCCAGCUUGGUUUGUGACGUUACAUUCUAGGUUUCAAAAUGGUUAAUUUUUCAAACACCAAAAAACAUCAACUUGGGAUUUUUUUUAAGCGCUUGUGCUGUUUUAGGAGCAAUUGAUACCUAAAUGAAAGAGUCAAAGCAUGCAAAAUGGAAAUUUUGCAUAAUAGAUCCCUGUUAAAAUCCAGAACAUGGACUAUUCUCGGAUUCGGUGGGAAUCAACAUCCACACCUUCCCAUUUGAUUUUCUUUUUUUUUCCUGUUAAAGAACCUGUAUAGGCCGAAUUGUUGAGCAGUAUAUUGUACAGCUGAACUAUACACAACUAGCUCUGAGAUGCUUUAGGAUUGUAAAAGUGUGAAUUUUUGUUUAAAUCAGACAAUAGAAGUCUUUUUACUGCUUUACUUAUAUUUUAAUUAAAAACAUUUGUUUGUUCAAGCCUCACAAA
Messenger RNA from Gambusia affinis (western mosquitofish), 2476 nucleotides. RefSeq names its product ring finger protein 152 (gene rnf152). Gene Ontology annotation, biological process: negative regulation of TORC1 signaling; apoptotic process; protein polyubiquitination. Gene Ontology annotation, molecular function: ubiquitin protein ligase activity. Lineage: Eukaryota; Metazoa; Chordata; Actinopteri; Cyprinodontiformes; Poeciliidae. The record is from RefSeq and is a predicted model, not a curated record. Gene Ontology annotation, cellular component: lysosome. Bases 546 to 1196 code for a protein of 216 amino acids. The transcript is spliced from 2 exons.